Messenger RNA from Diplodia corticola, 1890 nucleotides. Its product is annotated as tldc domain containing protein 2. Bases 1 to 1890 code for a protein of 629 amino acids. NCBI's taxonomy places the organism in Eukaryota, Fungi, Ascomycota, Dothideomycetes, Botryosphaeriales, Botryosphaeriaceae. The record is from RefSeq and is a predicted model, not a curated record. The transcript has 2 exons.
AUGGGCCAAGGGUACUCUGCCGACGUGCCCCCACCAACUUACGAGCAGUUGUCGCUCGAGCUCGUCCGCCGUUUCGCUGACAAGUGCUACACCCCGCUUGAGAUCUAUUGCUUCAAGGUCGUCUUCAAAGCCCUCGCCGACUCGUCUUCGGGCAUCCGCCAUUGGAGCGAACCCACACUAUGCCGCUUCCUCGCCCUUCCCGACUCUCUCGCUGUAGGCUCCGUGGUCUUUCACAUGGCCAGCUACCUAGGCGCCUUCCCCUUCCCAAGCCAAGCACCUGCCAUCUUGACGAGCGACAAUCUACUCAAGGUCGUCACAUUGCUGACACGGAGACACACUCCGGUGCUGGGAAGAAAGGGCGAUGCCGUGUGGAUACGGGAGAUCUAUCGCAGCCUCGCUGUCUACGACAGGGGGCUGCAACAAGCUACCAAGGAUGCCGAAGCUGCCGGUGGUGAAGGUGCUCGAGACGGGGAGACCCAGGCCGUUGCCUCCUACGCCGGUUUCGCAGUAGACGCCCCCGUUGACGACGAUGAUGAUGAAGAUGAUGGGGAUGCGCUUGCCCUGGCCGCACUUGACACCAUGGAUGCGAUUGACGUCUUCAAGCAGGGCGAACAAUCCACACUGAGUCAUUCCAUCAUACCCACUGACAACUUCCUCCGUUUGAUCCAGCUGCUCUUGUUCAUCGCUCCGCUAGAGGCUCAGGAUGACCUUGCUGUGUACGGCCUUCAGCUCACAGACAAGCGAUUGAAAGGACUGAGAGAAACAGCAAAUAACAUACUGUCAUCUUUUGGAAUAGAAAAGAGCCCGGGAGUAAAUUACAAGACAUUCCAUACCGUCGUCUCAUCUUCUCUUCCCUACAUGUUCGACGGCCUCAAUCCUCUCUUCGAGCACUUUCUCUUCACAAAAGACUUUGACCUGUCCAAGCGGAAAAACUCGGCCACUUCAGCGUCAGCAGAAACCGCCCCUGAAUCGCCGAAGGAGGCUCCUAAGAAACAAAUCCCUGCGCCUGAACCAAUUCUCUUGUCGGAAGGUGAAAUCUUGGACUUCAACUUGGUGAAUCAGCUGUCUUUUCUCAUCAAAGGAAACAAUCUAUUCAGGCGCCUGCGCCCACUGUACGCCGGAGGUACCCAUGGCUUCAGCAUGGGCAGUUUCGAGAAGAGCGUCUUCAAUUGGCGUGCGCCCUCCAUCCUCCUAGUCUCUGGCAGCCUCCUGUCCGACAAGCCCGAGACUCCCAGCGAACGCGCCUUCGCCGACUCUCUCCCACCAAAGCGCCUCCCCAGCAGCCUCGACCUCCCCUCCCGCAACACCACCAACCAAACCCUCACGUUCGGCGCAUACAUCCCGGUGCCGUGGAAGGGCACGCCCAAGACGGCCUUCGGCGACGCGUCGACGAAGCUGUUCCAGCUCUCGCCCACGCACGACCUCUUCGCCGCGUCGACCAUGAGCACCGACUACGUCUACCUCAACAAGCCGCCGCACCACCCCUCGGGCAUCGGCCUCGGCUCGCCCAUCCCGCAGGCCGACACGUCGCGCGCCCACAGCCGCUCGCACGGCACCAUCCCGCUCGGCGCCGUGUCGCUGCACCUCGACUCGGGCCUCGAGUUUGGCGUUUUCACCCACCUCGCCGAGGGCGGCGGGUCUUUUCAUCCUUCGCGGAAUCCGCAUCGCCGGAACAGGAGCUGGCAGGACCGCUUCGCCAUCGAGGCCAUCGAAGUGUGGGGCUGCGGCGGGGAUGACGAGGCCGAGGCGCAGCGGAAGGCGUGGGCGUGGGAAGAGCGCGAGGCGGAGGCGAGGAGGCGGAUCAAUCUGGGCACGGGAGAUAUCGACGCUGAUAGAGAGCUGCUGAGGCUGGCGGGCAUUCUGCACGAAAGGAGUGGUGGGAGCAUGUAA